AUGAAGGGAAUCAUUGGCGCGACAGCGAUUCUUAUCGCCGGCGCUACUGCCACUGGCACUUCGUCUGCCUCUGGCUCUGCCCCAACAGGCGCUGAAUACGCGUCUGGCUUUGACAUGACCAAGAGCUGGGCCAACCUGAGCCCAUACAAAGACGCCACUAGCUUCGGCUUGCCUAAGGGUGUGCCUCAGGGAUGUGAACUGUCGCAGGUGCACGUUCUGCAUCGUCAUGCGGAGCGGUACCCCACAGACUACCCUCUUGACGGUGCAGGCAUGCAGGACUUUGCGGCCAAAUUCACCAACUAUAGCAAGGCCCACCCCGGCAAGAAGAUUGGUACCGGUCCAUUGAAGUUCCUGAAUGAUUGGGACUAUGUAAUUGGCUCGGAUAUUCUGAUGGAGACUGGUGCUGCUACCGAAGCUACCUCCGGUGCCCAUUUCUGGAUCAAGUACGGCCGACUUCUCUAUCGUCCUGACCGGGACCAUGUUGCUGCUUGGAAUGAGUCUCUCAAUGUCUGGCCAAACGGGACUGCUCGCCCCAAGCCUGUUUUCCGAACCACUUCUCAAAGCCGUAUUUUGGAGAGUGCUCGCUGGUGGCUCAGUGGUUACUUUGGUAACAGCGGUGCAAACAGCUCUUACGACCAGUAUGAUCUGGUUGUCAUCCCUGAGACAUCUCCCUUCAAUAACACUCUGGCUUCUUACGAGUCUUGCCCCGGAGAUAUGACUGAAGGUGACAAUGCCGCCGAAACUUUCAUCUCACAAUACACCAAGGAUGCCCGUACCCGUCUUUCGCAGUACUUCCCCAAGGACUUUAAUUUGACCGCGAUGGACGUCCUAGCCAUGCAAAACCUCUGCGCAUACGAAUACACCAGCUUCGCUGGCUCAUCUUUCUGCUCGCUCUUUACCGAGCAAGAGUGGAAGGACUUCGCUUACAACGUCGACAUCCAGUACUAUGGUGACUACGCCUACGGCUCACCGACCGGCCGCGCUCAAGGCAUCGGCUACGUCCUCGAACUAGCUGCCCGCCUGCAACACAAGCUGAUUACCACAAGCGACACCAGUAUCAACUACACAUACGACAACAACGAAGCCCAAUUCCCCUUCGACCAGCCCUUCUACAUGGACAUGUCGCACGAUGACAUUAUCUUGUCCGUAAUCAACGCCCUCGGCCUCGAUCACUUCAAAUUCGGUCCCAACGGUCUGCCCAGCGACUUGCCCCAUGCUCCAUCCCAGCGCGCCUUUGCCCUAAGCGAUAUGACCCCCUUCGGUGCCAGACUCAUGUCGGAGAUCUGGUCUUGCCCUGCCAAUACUUCGUUCGAGGAGUUGGACCCCGUGCUGUAUACCAACCCGACUCUCAAGAGCAAUGAUACUACCAAGUAUAUUCGCUUUGUACUGAACGGUGCCCCGCUGCCGACUAAGGGCCUUGUUGGCUGUGAAGGUGCUAAGAAUGGGUUCUGUCCUGUGGAUCGGUUCUUGCGUGGUGUUCCGACCCUUAAGAAGAAUGCUCAGUACCAGCAUGCUUGCUUCGGCAAGUAUCCUACCGGCCACCAGGUCUCAGAUGGUGUUCCCCGCUCUUAA
Molecule: messenger RNA, 1572 nt
Organism: Penicillium waksmanii
Lineage: Eukaryota; Fungi; Ascomycota; Eurotiomycetes; Eurotiales; Aspergillaceae
Product: histidine phosphatase family protein
Exons: 3
Coding region: 1-1572 (523 amino acids)
Molecular function (GO): acid phosphatase activity
Source: RefSeq, a predicted model, not a curated record